UGGGGGCGGGGGCGGCGAUGGGGAGCGGCAGAGCGGACGAGCGGCGGCAGCGGCGGCGGGGGGGAGCGGGGGAACGAGAGAGCGGCCGCGCCCCCAGCGCCAGCGGCGGGGCCCGGCCCGGCGGCGCGCGAGCAGCACACUGAUAAGGUCGCACAGCUUGCAGUUCUACGCUGUCAUCUGAAUUCAGCAUCAGCUGUCUUUACUCUGGUCCCUGCAAGAUGCCAGCAGCCCUUGCAGAGAACAGCCAGGUGAUCUGUGAAGUAUGGGCGAACAAUCUGGAGGAAGAGAUGAGGAAAAUUCGAGAGAUUGUUCUAAGUUACAGCUACAUUGCAAUGGACACAGAGUUUCCUGGAGUUGUUGUAAGGCCAAUUGGUGAAUUCCGCAGUUCCAUAGACUAUCAAUAUCAGCUCCUUCGGUGUAACGUUGACCUUCUGAAAAUUAUCCAGCUGGGCCUGACUUUCACAAAUGAGAAAGGAGAAUAUCCUUCCGGCAUCAACACCUGGCAGUUUAACUUCAAAUUCAACCUUACGGAGGACAUGUACUCUCAGGAUUCCAUAGACCUCCUCGCCAGCUCUGGGCUGCAGUUCCAGAAGCAUGAAGAAGAAGGGAUCGAUACCCUGCAUUUUGCCGAGUUGCUUAUGACAUCUGGGGUCGUCCUUAGUGACAGUGUGAAAUGGCUCUCCUUCCACAGUGGUUAUGACUUUGGCUACAUGGUGAAGCUGCUGACAGAUUCCAGGUUACCAGAGGAGGAACAUGAAUUUUUCCAUAUCUUGAACCUUUUCUUCCCAUCUAUCUAUGAUGUAAAAUACUUAAUGAAGAGCUGCAAAAACCUCAAGGGUGGCCUUCAAGAAGUGGCAGAUCAGCUGGAUUUGCAGCGAAUUGGACGACAACACCAGGCAGGAUCGGACUCUCUUCUCACGGGAAUGGCAUUCUUCAGAAUGAAAGAGUUGUUUUUUGAGGAUACAAUUGAUGACGCAAAGUAUUGUGGGCGGUUGUAUGGCCUUGGCACAGGAGUGGCUCAGAAACAAAAUGAAGAUGUGGACUCGGCCCAGGAGAAAAUGAGCAUUUUGGCUAUUAUCAACAACAUGCAGCCGUGAUAAGCAGUGCCCCUCAGCAGAACACGGUUACCAUAUUGGCAGCUGCUGUCCUCAGCCAUUUUCCCUAAUAGUGUCACAAACAACAGGCAUCUACAGUAUACAGCCUGCAGAAGGCCUGCAGAUUUGCUGAAGAGCUGCAUCUUCAUUUGAAACCCCGAAGAGAGUUGACUGAAUUCCUAAUGCCAGCAUUUGUGGUUUGCCACCUUUUUAAUACCAAGGGCAAAAGACAGACCCUACUGUGUAUACCUCUUUUUUUCCUCUUUAUACUGUACAGAAUCUGCAAGGAAGACUUAAUGGUAGAAUAUUCAGUAGAGCUAAGAGUCUGGAAAUCCAGCGAAAAUGGACACAGACAUCCACACAAAUUUGCAAAUUGUGCUUUAUAAAGCUUAUUUUAAAACUUCUGCAUGUUGUGAGGGUGACUGCUUCACCUCAUGUUUUGCUUAUUUUAUCUUUGUGUAGUCUGUGGAAAUUACUCCCUUUGAUCACUGCAGAGGUUUGGGAAGAGGUGCCAUUAAAAAUGAUCCUUGCAGCUAAAAAUAUUCAGAGAUUUGCUUUAACAACAGUGGGAAUGGAUAUUACUGGUGCUGAUUUGAUCAGCUCUCCGUAGUUUCUAAUUCUGUACGGUACAAGUUUGACUCAUACUGAGCCUCAGCUUAGUUCUUAUGGGUAUUAAUAAACUGUUCUGGAAAUAGAUUGAGAGCCUAAAAGUUCACCUUUGCACGAGGACCUUUUGACGGGGGAUUGGACCAAUACUCUGACUUUAGUCUUCUUCAGCUUAACCUACAAAUUUUAUUCUUCUCCUUGCAAUACAAGUAGUUCAGCAGAUGGAUAAGUAUUUGCUCCUUUUCUCCAGCCCCUAAUUUUACUAUAUGCUUGACAACAAAACAGCUCCCUUUCUCUUCAUUAUAGACAUCUGAAAAGUAGUUAGAGGAUGGAAGAGCUACUUGGGAUUCUGACUUGUUAAAAAAUGAGCUAUCCUAUGGGUUUUUUUUCUCCAACAGCUCUGCAAUGGCAUUUCUUAAAAAACAAAACGAAAAACCCGAGCCUUUUGGACAUGGCAAACUUUAAAUUUUAAGACUUUGUCUUGCAUUUUAAACAAGCUUAAACAAUCCAUUAUUAGGAGUUGAGGCUUAGAGCUGCUAUUUAAAAUGCUUGUAAAUACUACUUGUUUUUAAUUU
Molecule: messenger RNA, 2275 nt
Organism: Chroicocephalus ridibundus (black-headed gull)
Lineage: Eukaryota; Metazoa; Chordata; Aves; Charadriiformes; Laridae
Gene: CNOT8
Product: CCR4-NOT transcription complex subunit 8
Exons: 7
Coding region: 219-1097 (292 amino acids)
Cellular component (GO): CCR4-NOT complex; CCR4-NOT core complex; P-body
Molecular function (GO): poly(A)-specific ribonuclease activity; nucleic acid binding
Source: RefSeq, a predicted model, not a curated record